AUCGAAGAAGAGGUUCUUCAACAAGAGUUAGUGAGCCACCACCGUAGCUUGCUAGCCAACAGCCGAAAGAUUCAAGCUCUUUAGACUUCGGUGUAUAUUCGCCCCUGUGUUUUGAACACACUUUGGUCGUCAAGCUCGUUUACCAUUAACAUUUCAUAUUUACGUUGCUAGUAGUUAGCUAGCUGGAUAGCUAAAACAGCCUAGCACUAGGCUAGUCGAUGAUAAUAAUGUGCUAACUAGCUAGCUAACAUCCAACCAUGAGCUCAUUAAGCUCCUGCCCUGAUAAAGAAGAGGGGGUCUGCUGGACGGAGAAAGAGGGUCUUUGGCUGAACAUUGUCGUAAAAGAGGAGGAGGAGGAUGAGGCUGUCACAGUAAAAAAAGAGGUAGAGGGUGAGGCUGUUGCAAUUAAAGGUGAAGGAGCUCAAGUGAAGGAAGAGUUCAGAGUGAAAGAUGAGGACGUCGUCACUGUAAAAGAAGAGGGGGAAGAAAAAGUGGAGGGUGCCGUUUUUGGAGUGAAGGAGGAGAUAACUGUAACAGUGAAAGAAGAAGAGACUGGAGACCAGAUUAACAACGGAGAGAGACGAGACUCUCCCUCUGACAGCGAGAAGAGUCCUUCAGGUGAACCAGACCCAAAGACGUCCAAACCAGCAGGACCACACCACUGCUCCCAGUGUGGAAAGAGUUUUACCCAGUUAGGGAGCUUGAAAACGCACGAGAGAAUACACACAGGAGAAAAGCCCUACCACUGCUCCCAGUGUGAAAAGAGUUUUAGGUGGUUAGGUAGUCUGAAAAAGCAUGAGAAGACACACACACGAGAAAAGCCCUACCAAUGCUCCCUGUGUGGUCAGAGUUUUACCCAGUUAGGGGCCCUCAAUAAGCAUGACAGGACACACACGGGAGGUGAUAAGACCUACCACUGCUCCAUGUGUGGAAAGGUAUUUAACCGCUUAAGGCAUCUGAAUAAGCAUGAAAGAAUACAUACACAGGAGGAGAAGACAUACCACUGCUCUCAUUGCGGAAAGACAUUUUCCCAGUUAGAGGACCUGGAAUCGCAUGAGAGAAUAGAGAGGCUGUGUUCUGACUUAUGUUUUUGACUGGGAAUUUGUGUUUUUGUUCAUGCCACAUGAAAUCAAAUUGUGUCAAUUAAGUUUUACUCAAAAAUAGGCCUCGAGACAACUAUGUCUAAAAUCAGGUUAAAUAUUAUAAUGUGUAUUUCAUUUUGAUAAUGUCAUUUAAUUUAAUUGGAUACAAGUAAGUAUAAACCCUCCAAUGUUGUUCAUUAUAUUAUUUGGAUAUUACAAAUGUAAAUUAUUAUGAGUCACUAACAUUACAUUUACAUUUAAGUCAUUUAGCAGACGCUCUUAUCCAGAGCGACUUACAAAUUGGUGCAUUUUACAAUAGUGCAUCUAAAUCUUUUAAGGGGGGGUGAGAAGGAUUACUUUAUCCUAUCCUAGGUAUUCCUUAAAGAGGUGGGGUUUCAGGUGUCUCCGGAAGGUGGUGAUUGACUCCGCUGUCCUGGCGUCGUGAGGGAGUUUGUUCCACCAUUGGGGGGCCAGAGCAGCGACCAGUUUUGACUGGGCUGAGCGGGAACUGUACUUCCUCAGUGGUAGGGAGGCGAGCAGGCCAGAGGUGGAUGAACGCAGUGCCCUUGUUUGGGUGUAGGGCCUGAUCAGAGCCUGGAGGUACUGAGGUGCCGUUCCCCUCACAGCUCCGUAGGCAAGCACCAUGGUCUUGUAGCGGAUGCGAGCUUCAACUGGAAGCCAGUGGAGAGAGCGGAGGAGCGGGGUGACGUGAGAGAACUUGGGAAGGUUGAACACCAGACGGGCUGCGGCGUUCUGGAUGAGUUGUAGGGGUUUAAUGGCACAGGCAGGGAGCCCAGCCAACAGCGAGUUGCAGUAAUCCAGACGGGAGAUGACAAGUGCCUGGAUUAGGACCUGCGCCGCUUCCUGUGUGAGGCAGGGUCGUACUCUGCGGAUGUUGUAGAGCAUGAACCUACAGGAACGGGCCACCGCCUUGAUGUUAGUUAAGAACGACAGGGUGUUGUCCAGGAUCACGCCAAGGUUCUUAGCGCUCUGGGAGGAGGACACAAUGGAGUUGUCAACCGUGAUGGCGAGAUCAUGGAACGGGCAGUCCUUUCCCGGGAGGAAGAGCAGCUCCGUCUUGCCGAGGUUCAGCUUGAGGUGGUGAUCCGUCAUCCACACUGAUAUGUCUGCCAGACAUGCAGAGAUGCGAUUCGCCACCUGGUCAUCAGAAGGGGGAAAGGAGAAGAUUAAUUGUGUCGUCUGCAUAGCAAUGAUAGGAGAGACCAUGUGAGGUUAUGACAGAGCCAAGUGACUUGGUGUAUAGCGAGAAUAGGAGAGGGCCUAGAACAGAGCCCUGGGGGACACCAGUGGUGAGAGCGUGGUGAGGAGACAGAUUCUCGCCACGCCACCUGGUAGGAGCGACCUGACAGGUAGGACGCAAUCCAAGCGUGGGCCGCACCGGAGAUGCCCAACUCGGAGAGGGUGGAGAGGAGGAUCUGAUGGUUCACAGUAUCGAAGGCAGCCGAUAGGUCUAGAAGGAUGAGAGCAGAGGAGAGAGAGUUAGCUUUAGCAGUGCGGAGCGCCUCCGUGAUACAGAGAAGAGCAGUCUCAGUUGAAUGACUAGUCUUGAAACCUGACUGAUUUGGAUCAAGAAGGUCAUUCUGAGAGAGAUAGCGGGAGAGCUGGCCAAGGACGGCACGUUCAAGAGUUUUGGAGAGAAAAGAAAGAAGGGAUACUGGUCUGUAGUUGUUGACAUCGGAGGGAUCGAGUGUAGGUUUUUUCAGAAGGGGUGCAACUCUCGCUCUCUUGAAGACGGAAGGGAUGUAGCCAGCGGUCAGGGAUGAGUUGAUGAGCGAGGUGAGGUAAGGGAGAAGGUCUCCGGAAAUGGUCUGGAGAAGAGAGGAGGGGAUAGGGUCAAGCGGGCAGGUUGUUGGGUGGCCGGCCGUCACAAGACGCGAGAUUUCAUCUGGAGAGAGAGGGGAGAAAGAGGUCAGAGCACAGGGUAGGGCAGUGUGAGCAGAACCAGCGGUGUCGUUUGACUUAGCAAACGAGGAUCGGAUGUCGUCGACCUUCUUUUCAAAAUGGUUGACGAAGUCAUCUGCAGAGAGGGAGGAGGAGGGGGGGGAGGGGGAGGAGGAUUCAGGAGGGAGGACAAGGUGGCAAAGAGCUUCCUAGGGUUAGAGGCAGAUGCUUGGAAUUUAGAGUGGUAGAAAGUGGCUUUAGCAGCAGAGACAGAGGAGGAAAAUGUAGAGAGGAGGGAGUGAAAGGAUGCCAGGUCCGCAGGGAGGCGAGUUUUCCUCCAUUUCCGCUCGGCUGCCCGGAGCCCUGUUCUGUGAGCUCGCAAUGAGUCGUCGAGCCACGGAGCGGGAGGGGAGGACCGAGCCGGCCUGGAGGAUAGGGGACAUAGAGAGUCAAAGGAUGCAGAAAGGGAGGAGAGGAGGGUUGAGGAGGCAGAAUCAGGAGAUAGGUUGGAGAAGGUUUGAGCAGAGGGAAGAGAUGAUAGGAUGGAAGAGGAGAGAGUAGCGGGGAGAGAGAGCGAAGGUUGGGACGGCGCGAUACCAUCCGAGUAGGGGCAGUGUGGGAAGUGUUGGAUGAGAGGGAAAAGGAUACAAGGUAGUGGUCGGAGACUUGGAGGGGAGUUGCAAUGAGGUUAGUGGAAGAACAGCAUCUAGUAAAGAUGCGGUCGAGCGUAUUGCCUGCCUUGU
Molecule: messenger RNA, 3727 nt
Organism: Oncorhynchus keta (chum salmon)
Lineage: Eukaryota; Metazoa; Chordata; Actinopteri; Salmoniformes; Salmonidae
Product: zinc finger protein 135-like
Exons: 2
Coding region: 258-1094 (278 amino acids)
Biological process (GO): regulation of transcription by RNA polymerase II
Molecular function (GO): RNA polymerase II cis-regulatory region sequence-specific DNA binding; DNA-binding transcription factor activity
Source: RefSeq, a predicted model, not a curated record